GGCUAACCAAGCUUCCAAGAAAAUGAGGGAAAAUUACUCCCUUCCAGUAACUGACACUGGCAGAGCGCUCGGUUUUCCUCCAGCGAGCACUUAUUGGGAGGUUGCUUCUGUAUUUUACAGCUCAUCCCAGGCAAAGUGACCGCGGAGAGGAGCAGGAGCAGCCGGAGGGAAGGGCAGCAUCCCCUCCCACAUCCCCGGCGCCCAGAGGGGACCGAAAUCCGCGCUCUCCAUCCCGGGGCACCGGCACCAAAGGACGUCAUCGCCUUCCCAGCGGCUUUAACGUCAUCGCUGCUCUCCUUUGGUGCGGAGAAGAGAAACAAAAUACAGGAUUUCCUGCUCUGCAGCCACCGGACCGGGCUGCAGAUGCCGGCAGGAUUCCGAAAACAUGUGGAAGUUGAACGAGGAGGCGCUGGGGUUGCUGAGAAAUCCAGCGGGCGAUAAAAGCAGGACGCCGGCUGCUCCUGCUCCCUAGCACGGCUAUGACCCACCCGGGGCAUGGGAAGCGCAGGAAGGGAUGUGAAGACGAGUCCUGCCACCCCUUUCCCUGGGUUGAACAGACCGAGUGCACAAGUCCCUCGUGCGUUUUUGGGCAGAACCUCUCCCCCUGCCGUGACUGCCCCAUGAGCGAAGAGACCCGGCCGGGAUGGAGAGCAACGUGUCCUCCGGGAACUGUUCCUACCCCCAGAUGUCCUUCCAGUCCACCCUCUACGCCACCACCUACACCCUCAUCUUCAUCCCGGGGCUGCUGGCCAACAGCGCUGCCCUGUGGGUCCUGUGCCGCUUCCUCAGCAGGAAGAGCAAAGCCGUCAUCUUCAUGAUCAACCUGGCCGUGGCCGACCUGGCCCACGUCCUGUCCCUGCCCCUGCGGACUUACUACUACAUCAACCACAGCUGGCCCUUCGGGAGCUUCCUGUGCCAGGUGUGCUUCUACCUGAAGUACCUCAACAUGUACGCCAGCAUCUGCUUCCUCAGCUGCAUCAGCAUCCAGCGGUACCUGUUCCUGCUGCACCCCUUCCGAGCCAAGGGCUGGAAGCGCCGCUACGACGUGGCCAUCAGCGCCCUGGUCUGGCUCUUGGUGGGGGCUGCCUGCCUGCCCCUCAUCAUCGUCAGGAGCCCAGCCCUGUCCAACUCCAUCAACAGCUGCUUCUCGGACCUGGGCGUGAAGCAGCUCAGCCCCGGGGCCGCCAUCGCGCUGGUGACGGUGGCGGAGCUGUUCGGCUUCGUCAUCCCCUUCGGCACCAUCGCCUGGUGCACGUGGAGGAUGUGGCAUUCCCUGCGGGAGGGCCCCACGGCGCUGCAGGACGCCGGCGAGAAGCGCAAGGCCCUGAGGAUGGUCCUCAUGUGCGCCGCCGUCUUCUUCAUCUGCUUCACCCCCUACCACAUCAACUUCCCCUUCUUCAUGAUGGUGAUCGAGAACGUCAUCCGGGACUGCGCCGUGCACCGGAGCACGCUGCGCUUCCACCCCAUCUCCCUGUGCCUGGCCAGCCUCAACUGCUGCCUGGACCCCGUCCUCUACUACUUCAUGACCUCCGAGUUCCAGGCGCAGCUGCUGCGCCACGGCUGCGUGGCCCUGAGGGCUCGGCUCCCGCCCCGCCGGAGCAGCGCCUCCGGCACCGACAGCGCCCACGACAUCCGUGUCAGGAAGAGGAAUCUCCCUCGCCUCAAGUUCUGGUCUCUUCCCAAGUUCUUCGGCCAAAUAAACAGCAUGGACAUCCCCCCCAUGCCGCCCGACGAGCUGCUCCUGGAGUCCAUCUCGUGAGCGCCAGCGAGUCCUGUCCGUGCAGGGGAUUCCCAGAGCUGCAGUGAGGAAGGUCUGCUCUACUCUCCAAAUCCCUCUGGAAUUGUCCUUGUGUGCUGCCGGUGCCAGGACCUGACCCAUCAGGACGUUGUGGUGCUGGAAGUUUUGCUGGUUGUGUUGUUGCUGCUGGGGGCUCUUGUUUUCCAUCCCCUCGAAAGCCGCUGUCGAUGCCGAGGUUUCCCCUGUGCUGAACUGGGUGUUCAGGUGCCUCGUUUUGGGUGUUUCAGUGCUUCUGUGUGUUUGCUGUUUUGGGGGAUCCUUCUGAACCCUGAGCUGUGGGUGAGAGGCUCAGCCUUGGCACAGCUCUGGGGAUUUCAGCCCUGAUCCUGGGCAGCUACAGCCACCAUCACCUGGAGCAUCCACCACACACACAGGGCUCUGGGUCAGGAUCCCUUCAUUAUCUCCACAUAAACUGAACCUUUUUCCACUACAAAAAUCCAUCACUCGGGUCCAAUCCAGCCUAACCUGGACUGCAAGACUAUAACCAAGCAAAGAGUAUCAACCAAUAUCACAUCAAUGUUAUAAAGGAGGGUUCAAUCAAACUGGGCUCAGCUCACUCUGCUGGAAAAGGCCCCCAGAGAUGAGCAGAAGGAUCCACCUGGCUCUUGGGAGCCACAGGCUGAUUUGGGGGGAUCAAUAUUUGGAAGACAAAUUACAACAGAUAUGCCACAAGCAAAGAGGGAGAUGUGACACCUCCCAGGGCACAUUAACUCACAGAGCUCUGGUGUGAGCUGCAGAAACAGGGACUUGUCUUUGGUGUCUCUUGUGUUGUCAUUGGGAGUCUUGUGUUAUUUGUCAUGUUCCUGACACGUGUGGUUGCACUUGAAGAUCUCAUCAAGAUCUUCAGUUUUGCUUUGGACACCACAAACCAUCCCAACCCUCACUGGGAACUGAGAGAAUUUACAAAACUGACUCAAGUACACCCUGAAAGCUUCAAACUCCGAGGAAAUAAAAUGAUCCCAGUGUGUGUUUGA
Parus major (Great Tit) is the source of this 2772-nucleotide messenger RNA. Its product is annotated as putative P2Y purinoceptor 10. The transcript has 3 exons. Gene Ontology annotation, biological process: positive regulation of Rho protein signal transduction; phospholipase C-activating G protein-coupled receptor signaling pathway. NCBI's taxonomy places the organism in Eukaryota, Metazoa, Chordata, Aves, Passeriformes, Paridae. The record is from RefSeq and is a predicted model, not a curated record. Gene Ontology annotation, molecular function: G protein-coupled receptor activity. Gene Ontology annotation, cellular component: membrane. Bases 644 to 1759 code for a protein of 371 amino acids.